CAGGCAAAAGGGUCCCACCCAUAUCAUUGGACUCUCACAGCCGAUUAGAUGUUGACUUCUUAACUAGUCAUACAAAUCAAGGGUCAAAAUCAUCUGAUCAGACCGUUGUGUUACCCCACCAUGAUGAACCCAAAGAGACAACUUGGAAAAAAACAAAGGUUGAAGGCUCCUCCUGGUUUCCCAUCUCAAUGGUGAUUAUUGUGAUCUAAUCUGAUCUGUAACUAGCAAUUUAAAGUCUUAUUUGAUUUUCAAACAAACAGAAUCCCUUUUGUUUUCCCUCACUCUCACACCUCACAAAGAUCUCACCUUUUUCUGGCCUUCUCUUCAACAGUUCACAUGUCCUCUCCCCAACAAAUGCAAUCAUCUCCAGACCUCACUGCCUUGCCUUAGCUCUCUCUCUCUCUCUCUCUCUCUCUCUCUCUGUGUAAAGGUUCCUGUUUACUCUCUCUAUAAAGCCAGAAUCUUUUUUCUAAAAACCUCCAUUUCCUUCAAAACCCAUUUUGCAUUUCCUUAAAAAAAUUCCAUUAUCAAUGGGUUCACAAGCACCCAAAUCAAGUAAACCAACAAAACCCCAAAACCAAAACCAACCCACAUCAAGAUCCUCUUCCUUGUCAACCCAUUUAGCCAUGGUUGAACUCAAGCAAAGAAUCAUAACUUGUCUCUCUAAACUUGCAGACCGUGACACUCACCAGAUCGCCCUUGAAGAACUUCACACAAUAACACAAACAAUCUCUCCUGACGCGUUGCCAAUGUUGCUAAACUCUCACUAUGACUCCCUUUCUGAAACCUCCAAUUCAAAACCCUCGGUUAAGAAAGAAUCUUUACAUCUUCUUUCACUUGCUUGCCAAUCUCAUAGAGAUUUGACAUUGCCCCAUUUGGCAAAAAUCAUUUCUUGCAUUGUUAAAAGGCUUAAAGAUUCAGAUUCUAGUGUUAGAGAUGCUUGUAGGGAAGCUAUUGGGGUUUUAUCAGGGUUGUAUUUGAAGGGUAAUGGCGGUGGUGGAGAAGGAGGUGGUGGUGGGGAUGGUAAUGGUGCGGGGCCUAUGGUGGGGUUGUUUGUGAGACCUUUGUUUGAAGCAAUGGGAGAGCAAAAUAAAGUUGUGCAAUCUGGAGCUGCUAUAUGUAUGGCGAAAAUGGUGGAGUGUGCUGCUGCAGAAGGGGAUGAUAGUGGUGGUAAUGUGCCCAUUGGGGCAUUUCAUAAGCUGUGUCCAAGGAUUUGUAAGUUGCUGAAUGGACAGAGUUUCCAGGCGAAAGCGGCUUUGUUGGGGGUAGUAACGAGUUUGUCUCAGGUGGGAGCAAUUGCACCACAAGGUUUGGAAUCAUUGUUACAAAACAUUCAUGACUGCCUUGGGAGCACAGAUUGGGCUACACGUAAAGCUGCAGCUGAUGCUUUAAGUGCUAUAGCAUUGCAUUCAAGCCGCUUGAUUGCAGAUGGAGCUGCAAAUUCCACACUGACAGUGCUUGAAGCUUGUCGUUUUGACAAGAUAAAACCCGUCAGAGAUAGUAUGACAGACGCAUUGCAAUUAUGGAAGAAAAUUGCUGGUAAAGGAGAAGGUGUUCCUGAUGACCAGAAAAGUUCCUCUUUGGAUGGAGAGCGUCAUGAACAAGCUGAGUUGUCAGAUAAAAAUCUAAAUCCUAAUGACCAAAGAAAGGAGUCAUCGGCAAGGGAUGCAUCCAAUGGUACUUCCCCAACCAAAGAUUCAGCAUCAAAAAGCAAAUACGGAAGCAUUCAUGACAAAGCAGUUGUAAUAUUGAAGAAGAAAACUCCUGCUUUAACAGAUAAAGAGUUAAACCUAGAAUUCUUCCAGAAACUUGAAAAAAGGGGUUCUGGUGAUUUGCCAGUAGAAGUAGUUGUUCCUCGUAGAUGUCUCGAUUCUUCCAAUUUGAACAACGAGGAAGAAUCAGAACCAAAUGAUUCAGAAUCAAGGGGGAGGCCAAACCGCAUGGGAAACAGCCUAUCAGAUGAUAUUCAUGGAGCUUUCAACAACAAAUUCCGCAAUAUAGAAAGAGGAAUUACUGGAAAAGAUUUAAGAACCAGAACAUUUGAUGAUGAGAGGAUUGACAUAAACCAUAGGGAGUCUUCUGGCAGUCGUGCAGGUUUCUCCAAAUCUGAUGGUCAAUCUGAGGGAUCCUUCAUAAAUAAUAAAGGAAAUUGGUUUGCCAUCCAGAGACAGUUAUUACAGCUGGAGAGACAACAGGCUCAUCUCAUGAACAUGCUUCAGGAUUUUAUGGGGGGGUCUCACAACAGCAUGGUAACAUUGGAAAACAGAGUUAGGGGUCUUGAGAGAGUUGUUGAAGACCUGGCACAUGAUUUGACAAUAUCAUCAGGCCGCAGAGGCAAUAACUUUGCUAUGGGUUUUGAGGGAUCUUCUAAUAGACCUUUAGGGAAGUAUAAUGGCUUCUCUGACUACUCUAGUUCAAAGUACAAUGGGUGGGUUCCCCAUGGGGAAAGAUUUUCCCAAUCGGAUGUUACAGCUUCAGGCAUGAGGGGAAGGGGCUCUCAUUGGAGAUCAGACACAUCUGAUGCUUGGGAAUUCCCCACAUAUGGAGCUUCCAGGAAUGGACAGGCUGUCUCAAGGAGAGCUCCAGGCAGUGGUUCUUUGAAUGUUAGAUCACCUAAAUCUGAACAUGAAGGUGAUCAGUUAGGCAACAGGAGAGCUUGGGAGAAAGGGGCAGGACCUGUUAGGCAUGGUGAGGGACCUUCUGCUAGAAGUGUCUGGCAAGCCUCAAAGGAUGAAGCUACCUUAGAAGCCAUUCGGGUGGCUGGGGAGGACAGUGGGUUAGCUCGAACAGCAAGAGUGACCAUCCCUGAGAUGACCGCAGAAGCUAUGGGAGAUGAUAAUGCUGGGCAAGAAAGGGACCCUAUCUGGACAUCUUGGAGUAAUGCAAUGGAUGCCCUUAAAAUGGGUGACAUGGAUACAGCUUAUGCUGAAGUUGUAUCCACAGGGGAUGAUCUCUUGCUUGUGAAGCUUAUGGACAGAUCAGGUCCUGUGGUUGACCAACUUUCCAAUGAGACUGCAUGCGAAGUCUUGAAUGCUAUUGGACAGUUUCUAAUGGAGCAGAACUUGCUUGACAUAUGUUUGUCUUGGAUUCAGCAGUUGGCAGAAAUAGUGUUAGAAAAUGGAUCCCAUGUUUUUGGCAUUCCCAUGGAACUGAAGAAAGAUAUUUUGCUGAAUUUGCAUGAAGCUUCUACCUCCAUGGAGCCCCCAGAGGACUGGGAAGGUGCAGCACCCGACCAACUUUUGUUGCAACUGGCAUCUGCCUGGGGAAUUGAAAUACAACAGUUUGAGAAGUAAUCAAUAGUUGAAGCGCCUAUUUUACGCUCGGAUUCUGUAUUUUAUAAACAGAUUGAUUGUGGCAUGUGGUUAUACGUCCUGAAUUGUGGAAAUUAAAUGUAAAUUGAAAGACACGGUUUUUCAAACAAAUAUAUGAUCACAUGGAUUUACUUGAGUUUCA
Molecule: messenger RNA, 3453 nt
Organism: Populus nigra (black poplar)
Lineage: Eukaryota; Viridiplantae; Streptophyta; Magnoliopsida; Malpighiales; Salicaceae
Product: microtubule-associated protein TORTIFOLIA1-like
Exons: 6
Coding region: 531-3293 (920 amino acids)
Biological process (GO): multicellular organism development; unidimensional cell growth; circumnutation
Cellular component (GO): cortical microtubule, transverse to long axis
Molecular function (GO): microtubule binding
Source: RefSeq, a predicted model, not a curated record